AUGGCGGAGACGCUGAGACGGGUGCUAAGUCGGGGCAGCGCGGCCUGGUCCGGAGAGGCGGUCACGGUUGAGGCCGGAUCGCCUUUGCUGCUGCUUGGCGUUCCAGCCUCUGGAAAAACAGCACUGCUAUUCGCGGCGGCCCUGGAGGCGGCGGGGGAGGGUCGAGGCCCAGUUCUUUUCCUGACCCGGAGGCCUCUUCAAAGCCUCCCCCGCGGAGUCGGAGCGGCGCUCGACCCGAGGCGACUCCAGAAGGUCCGCUUCCAGUACCCACCCUCGACCCGAGAGCUUCUGCGGCUCCUGUGCUCUGCCCAUGAGGCCCCGGGGCCCGCCCCCUCCCUUCUGCUGCUCGAUGGCCUGGAGGAGUACCUAGCGGACGAGCCGGGGCCCCAGGAAGCCGUCUACCUGGCUGCCCUGCUUCUGGACACAGCCGCCCACUUCAGCCGCCGGCUGGGGCCCGGCCGGGACUGUGGGCUCAUGGUAGCCCUCCAGACCCAGGAGGAGGCAGACAGUGGGGACGCCCUGCAGCUCGCCCUGCUCCAGCGGUAUUUUCCUGCUCAGUGUUGGCUGCAGCCGGAUGCGCCAGUCCCCCGAGAGCACGGUGUCCGCGCCUGCCUGGAGCCAGGCGGGCUGGGCCCCAGGACCGAGUGGUGGGUGACUUUCCAACCAAAUGGAGAAAUGAUGACCACCCCGUGGCCCACCCGUGCUGGAGACUUCAGCUCAGCCGAGGGGUCAAGCUCCAGAGCCCAUCCCUGACGACCCCUCUGUGCCUCAGUUUCCCACGGCUGGAAUAUGUACCUCAGGGGCAUGUGCAGAUACAAACACCUAAAUAAUAUAAAGUGCUUUUUCUCUGUAAAAAUAGAAUUAUUCCCCGGUGUGGUGGCUCACACCUGUUAUCCCAGCACUUUGGGAGGCUGAGGCAGGAGAACUGCUUGAACCCAGGAGUUUGAGACCAGCCUGGACAACAUAGCGAGACCCUAUCUCUGCCCGAGAAAUUAGCAUUAUUAUGUACAUAUUAUGCCCAGCUACCUUACUGUUUACUUUUGCUGUUUUAAACCUUCAUGGAAGAGUUUCAUGAUAAAUGUAAUCUUCCGAGGCGCCCUUCUUUUUCCAGUCAACGUUGUUACUAAGAUUCAGCCUCAUUGUUUAGUUCACUCCUUUUUCCAUGUUGCAUAUAAUUACAUGGGUGACUAUACCCAAAUUUAUAUCAGGUUGCCUUAUUGCCGUGAAUAUUCUUGUACUCAUGUCCUGGUAAUGUGUGUUUUUGUGUUAAAUACCAAGACAUGAAUCAACGUUUGUAUACCUAACCCUGAAUUGUACCCCAAA
Molecule: messenger RNA, 1323 nt
Organism: Carlito syrichta (Philippine tarsier)
Lineage: Eukaryota; Metazoa; Chordata; Mammalia; Primates; Tarsiidae
Gene: SWSAP1
Product: SWIM-type zinc finger 7 associated protein 1
Exons: 2
Coding region: 1-753 (250 amino acids)
Biological process (GO): double-strand break repair via homologous recombination
Cellular component (GO): Shu complex
Molecular function (GO): single-stranded DNA binding
Source: RefSeq, a predicted model, not a curated record